Aspergillus oryzae RIB40 is the source of this 639-nucleotide messenger RNA. RefSeq names its product YbhB/YbcL family Raf kinase inhibitor-like protein. The transcript has 2 exons. The record is from RefSeq and is a predicted model, not a curated record. The coding region runs from base 1 to 639 and encodes 212 amino acids. NCBI's taxonomy places the organism in Eukaryota, Fungi, Ascomycota, Eurotiomycetes, Eurotiales, Aspergillaceae.
AUGCAUUACAUCCAAUACGGUAUCGGCUGUCUUCUUUCCCUGCUCCUGACAGGAGCCAAAGGGCACGAAGACAAACUCUUCACAAGAGGCCCCGCAUUCUCCGCUUAUCCCUACCCUACAUUCUUCAUCGAAUGCCCGGAGAUCGGUGCUUCAGGCUCACGCAUGGAUAUCGCACAUGUAUACGACGGCAGCGGGUAUUUCCCAGAGCUGCGAUGGCCCAUCACCACGCCAGACACCCAGGAAUAUGUUCUGGUUUGCGAAGACCCUGACGAACUUCUGGCCGCUCCAGUUAUCCACGGAAUCUAUUAUGGAAUCCCACCGGUGUUCAUCGGUCUGCACCGUUCCGACUUCAUUGAAGUGGACUCCAGGAACGAUCCUUAUCGUCUCCGCGGUGGGUUCAAGUAUGGGGCAAAUAGUGGAGGAGGGGUCUAUCUGGCGCCACAACCAGCUCGGGGUCAAGGCCCUCACCGAUAUUUCUUUGAGCUCAUUGCGCUUAACCACACUAUUGAUCAAAGUAAACUCAGCCCUAUGGCGACUUUUGACGAGAUUGCGCGACAGAUCGAGGGCAAGAUAAUCGGAUGGGCGCCGAUUAGCGUUCCAUCUGACUAUCUUGAGACCAUUGCGAGGCCAUCAGGUUAA